Molecule: messenger RNA, 1942 nt
Organism: Eleginops maclovinus (Patagonian blennie)
Lineage: Eukaryota; Metazoa; Chordata; Actinopteri; Perciformes; Eleginopidae
Product: E3 ubiquitin-protein ligase RNF126-like
Exons: 9
Coding region: 57-1016 (319 amino acids)
Biological process (GO): protein ubiquitination
Cellular component (GO): cytoplasm
Molecular function (GO): ubiquitin protein ligase activity
Source: RefSeq, a predicted model, not a curated record
CCUCUCCGGUGUUCCGUAGUCCUUCCUCCACCUCUCUACCUGUUUAGUGGUUAAAGAUGGCUGAAGCUCCUCCAUGGCCCAGCCGGUUCUUCUGUCACAGAUGCUCCGCAGAGAUUAGUCCUCGGCUUCCCGAUUACACAUGUCCAAGAUGUGACUCAGGGUUUAUUGAAGAACUGCUGGAGGAGAGAAGUGCGGACAAUGGCUCCACGUCUACCAUUUCCAGUGGCCCCCAGAACCAGCAACCAUUUGAGAAUCCGGACCAGUCCUUGUUUACAUUCCCCUCCGGCUACGGCCAGUUUGCCCUGGGUGUCUUCGAUGACCGCUUCGACUUCGGGGCUGGGCUGGGAACAGAGGAUAAUAGGGACACAGAAAACAGGCGAGAAAGGGAAACAGCAUCACGGCAACGAUAUGGUGCUAGGCAACCGAGAAGUCGUCAUGGCUCAAGGCGACAAGCAGGGAGGCCCGAGGGAGUUCCCACUUUAGAGGGAAUCAUUCAGCAACUGGUGAAUGGAAUAAUUGCACCUACUGCAAUGCCAAAUAUUGGUGUUGGACCCUGGGGUGUUCUUCAUUCAAAUCCUAUGGAUUAUGCCUGGGGUGCUAAUGGACUAGAUGCAAUUAUAACUCAGUUACUAAACCAGUUUGAGAACACGGGUCCUCCGCCUGCUGACAGGGAUAAAAUAAAAACUCUUCCUACAGUUCAUAUUACAGAGGAGCAUGUUGCUUCAGGACUGGAAUGUCCAGUGUGUAAAGACGAUUACAGUGUUGGAGAAAUUGUGAGGCAGCUCCCAUGUAAUCACAUGUUCCAUAAUGACUGCAUAGUCCCCUGGCUGGAACAGCAUGACACUUGUCCAGUGUGCAGGAAGAGCUUGAGUGGACAGAACACGGCAACAAACCCUCCAGAACUAUCAGGGAUGAACUUUACCCCCUCCUCCUCUUCUUCCUCCGCCUCUUCAUCUUCCUCUACCCCUCAGUCCUCGAGUUCGACCAGCAAUGAGAACUCCACUGAUAACUCAUAGAGGACCAUUUGUCCUCCUCACCCUACGAGCUGUUUAUAGCUCCUAGGCUGCUGUACUUCAGAGCGGUGACCUCCAGUCUCUCCCCGCUGUAGGGUAAAGACCUGAGUGCAGUGGCCAGGAGCACUCGAGACUGAUUCAGGGGUAAGUGAUACGUGAGGUCCAUGCAGUUCUGCCUGCCCUGCUGCUCCCACCUUGAUCAGGGAUCUGAACAAAGGAAAGGCGGAGGCCGGGAGUGCAGCUUCUGUCAGGGCGGAUGUGGAGAAGCAUGGAAACUUCAAAAAGGCUCGAUCUGCCUGAAUCACUUCGUACAGGAACAAAAAACAAAGGGAUCCAAAGGUAGAAGACUCGGGACAACGAGACGGUCGUUAUUUUUCUUUUUUUUUUACUCUGACUUGUAUGAUUUAAAGUUGGCCCACUUUGGCCAAUGAAGCAAAAAGAAAUGUACAGUUAUUCCUUUUUAUAAGUAGCAUUUAUAUCUCACAGAUAAAAUGACCCAAAGUGCACUAUUAGUGUGCACUUCAGUUCCGUCGUGGUUUAGAAUAUUACAUUUGAUUUGUUUUUAUCUCCAAACUAAAAUAGUUUAUACAUUUAUUUUAUUUUCAAGAGCCACUCAGAUUAUACCUGACACUACACAGGUAUUGUUGUUUGCACUUAAAAUAAUGCGUCAAAUUGCAGUAAUUUGGUGCUGUUUGGAUAAUGGUGUGGAAAAUCUCAAUUAAAUUACUCAUUUAAGUAUGUUGUUAUCUGCAAGCCUAAAAUAAUUAGAAACAGUUCAUUGCUAUGUGCAUUUUAACUUAAAGGUAAAUUAAAUAUGUUCUGAGGUUGCCAGUUGAAAAUCUAUUGCUUUGCAGUAUGGUUGUCAGAAAAAAUAAAUGGUAUGAAAAUAAAGCUGUUUGGGUGCUACCACUCAAAGUUCUUGUAAAGCC